Messenger RNA from Pseudophryne corroboree (corroboree frog), 1770 nucleotides. Its product is annotated as 5-hydroxytryptamine receptor 3A-like. The coding region runs from base 1 to 1770 and encodes 589 amino acids. The record is from RefSeq and is a predicted model, not a curated record. NCBI's taxonomy places the organism in Eukaryota, Metazoa, Chordata, Amphibia, Anura, Myobatrachidae. Gene Ontology annotation, molecular function: acetylcholine-gated monoatomic cation-selective channel activity; serotonin-gated monoatomic cation channel activity. Gene Ontology annotation, biological process: nervous system process; monoatomic ion transmembrane transport; chemical synaptic transmission. The transcript is spliced from 12 exons. Gene Ontology annotation, cellular component: plasma membrane; postsynaptic membrane; synapse.
AUGGCACAUGCCUGGACCGUGUCUACCCUGCUUCUGCUCAUAACAUGGACAGCCAAAGAGUCUCAUGGAUCAAAAUCCAAUAAAUCUACCUUAGUGGAACUUUUAGAACAUUUGAUGGAUGGAUACAACAAGGGUGUGAGACCUGUAAAGAAUUGGAGGCAACCCACCACUGUGUAUAUAGAGAUAUCCAUAUAUACCAUUCUUGGAGUUGAUGAGAAGAAUCAAUUAGUCAAAACGUAUAUCUGGUACAAUCAGUCUUGGGUGGAUGAGUUUCUCCUGUGGGAUCCAAUUCAGUUUGACAACGUGACCUAUAUUUCAAUUCCUACGCAGUCAAUUUGGCUUCCAGAUAUUAUGAUUGAAGAAGCAGUGGGACCUAGAGAGUCUUCCGAUGUCCCUUAUGUUUAUGUGAACAGUAGAGGAAGAGUGUUCAACAACAAUCCUAUUCGCCUAAUGACGUCCUGCAACCUUAAUAUCUACUUUUUCCCUUUUGAUGUUCUGAACUGCUCCCUCUCAUUCAGCAGCUGGCUUCAUACAACUCAUGAUAUAAACAUAUCAUUUUGGCGAACAACAGAAGAUCUGACAUUGCUCAAAAAUCCAUCUGUGACCGAAGGCGAGUGGGACCUUACCCAUGUGCUGCCCAGCUACACAGAAUUUACUGACAAUGACGGCAAAUAUGGAAAGAUAACAUUCUAUAUUGUUCUCAAAAGAAAACCUCUGUUUUACACUGUGAACCUGAUACUCCCCAGUGUUCUCCUCAUGAUCAUGGACAUGGUUGGGUUCUACCUCCCUCCAGAGAGUGGAGAGAGGAUAUCUUUCAAAAUCACCCUUCUACUUGGUUACUCCGUCUUUCUCAUUAUUGUAUCGGAUACAUUACCUGCAACCGGAGCUCCAUUAAUAGGCGUAUACUUUGUGAUGUGUAUGCUGCUACUUGUAAUAAGUUUGACAGAAAGCAUCCUAAUAGUUCAAUUAAUUCAUCAGCGGAAUCUCAGUCCUGAGGUUCCUAAGUGGUUGAAAAGAUUGGUACUGGAGAAAAUGACCAUUUUACUCUGUAUGAGGGACAAGUGUCAAACUGGUGCAUUAUGCAGCAAGAAUUCUGGAAUAUCUUGGCAGAUCGAGAAUGACAGUGUUGGGAAACUGUCUGACAACAAAAGUGAAAAGCCAAAUGACUGUUUGCUAGCACAAGUGUUGUUGGCACAGACACAAGUGUUGGAAGUGUUGAAUUGCAUUGUGAAAGAGGUUGAGUCUAUUCGAGAGGACCUGAAGAAGACUGAUGACCAUGAUGCACGCAAGGAGUGGCUCCAGGUCGGCUACGUCCUAGACACAUUCCUCUUCCGGGCUUACCUUGCCUUGUGUGCAUAUAGACAGAAUGUAAUGGGAGAUGACACAAAUGAGAAAAACAUAAGUAUAAUGAAUAAAAUUGGCUUCAUGUACUCUUUAAUGAUUGCACAGUUACAAAACGUCUUUAGCUUAAAAAACAAUAUGGAAAAUCAGCUAGAGGAGCUGAAGGAGAAUAGAAACUGGUCAGGUUUCAAAGAAAUGCUUACAUUUAUUGACACCUUUAUCACAUUGCAAUCUGAUAAGCCUUGUAUUAGUAAAAUACAUAAGGGGAAGAUGACCAGGAGACGUUUGUCACGCUGGGCUGAAGGUGAGGCUCCAACGAAUAGGUGUCAGCUGGUGGAGUGGAUGCCAAUACAGGAAGAAAUUGAGGAGGCCGGAUAUAGUUCCUUCUCAUAUACAUUAGAGAUCAAAGAAUGGCUUAUUGAAGAAUAA